Messenger RNA from Paramecium sonneborni, 233 nucleotides. NCBI's taxonomy places the organism in Eukaryota, Ciliophora, Oligohymenophorea, Peniculida, Parameciidae. The record is from the annotation of a GenBank genome assembly.
AUGUCNAAAGAAAGAUUAAAGAAAAUCCAAAACUCUAUUGAUUUAGCAAAUGAAGUUUUUAUUUAUUGUAAUUUUAGGACUUGAAUAAUGCUGAAGGUCAUUAUAAAUCAGUAAGUGAAACAUUGACAGAAGAGUUAAACACUUUUGAUGACGUUUAUAGAAUUUAUUCAAGUUAAGUUGGAUCUCAAAGUUAAUCAUAUAAGAGAGAUGUUUAAGGCAAAAUUACCAAUUGA